ACUCUCCCCCACGAAAUCCAUCACGAAUACUGGAUAGGUCAUUCGCUCUCGCAUCAAAAUCUAGCUCGGUCGCAUUCACUACAUUACGAUAAUGACAGCAGUGCCUGGGUUAUGGAAAUGGAUCAUGUCCCUUUUCCGCUGUUGGAUCUUUUGGAUCAUGAUACCUGGCAGGGGAGAGAAUGGGGGUUUGAAGAGGUUAGUUGCUUAUUUAGACAGGUUCUGGAUGCUGUUGCAUAUAUGCAUUCCCGUGGACUUGCGCAUCGCGAUCUUAAGAUUGAGAAUAUUAUGGUGGCGCGGAAUGGUGUUGUUAAAGUCAUCGAUUUUGGCAGUGCUGCAGCGUCGCGAGAUUUACUGCAGACUAGCGACAUCUGCAAAAACUGGGUCGGCACACCCAUCACCAUGGCGCCUGAAACUCAUGGAGAAUCUUUCUACGAUCUCGAAGCCGCCGAUGUAUGGUCCUUAGGAAUCAUCUUCGUCAGGUUGUGGCUUGGCGUCUACCCUUGG
Molecule: messenger RNA, 504 nt
Organism: Lindgomyces ingoldianus
Lineage: Eukaryota; Fungi; Ascomycota; Dothideomycetes; Pleosporales; Lindgomycetaceae
Product: kinase-like protein
Exons: 2
Biological process (GO): intracellular signal transduction; protein phosphorylation
Molecular function (GO): ATP binding; protein serine/threonine kinase activity
Source: RefSeq, a predicted model, not a curated record